AUGACUGAAAUUCGAUCAGACAAGGAUGGCUCUGCGGUUAUUACUCAAAUUAAUCCAAGUGGUAAUUUGCAAGAGUUAUCAGAUCACAUUCAAAAUAUAAAAAACACGACUCCAAAGCCUCUCAUCAGCUUCAGCAAAGGAGAACCUAUGGUUCUUGGUGUAAGUACAUCAAUUAAAAUAAUAAUGGACAAUUAAAAUGUUCUGCUUUAUUACUACACCCUACCCCCUGACCCUCCAUCCCCCUACCAUUGCCCCUCCAUCCCCCUACCCCCUCUCACUGCCCCUCCAACCCCCCUACACCCUGUCACCACCCCCCUCCACCCCACCUAUCCAUUGCUCCUGCCCCUCCAUACCCCUAUCCCCUGUUACUACCCCAUAUCCCCAUCACUGCCCCACCACACCCCCUACCCCCUGUCACUGCUCCUCCAAUCCCCCUACACCCUGUCACCGCCCCUCCAUUCCCCCUACCCCCUGUUACUGCCCCUCCAUCCCCCUACCCCGUGUUACUAACCCCUACCCCCUUUCACUGCCCCUCUGUGCCCCUACCCCCUGUUACUGCCUCCAUACCCUUACCCUGUGUUAUUGCCUCCAUCCCCUACCCCCUGUCACUGCACCUCCACCCCCCCUACCCUCUGUCACAGGCCAUCCUACCCACUGUCACAGCCCCUCCAUCCAGAGUAGGACCUGCCAAAGACGGGGCACAUUGACAUUGGGGCAGGCUUAUGCAAUGUAUGAUCAUAUCAUGUACCUAAACCCCCACUAUUUUUGCAUAGAUUAGGUGUUUUUAAAAAUACUAAUAAAAUCUGUCAACAUUGAAGUUGCUAUUUAGUGAAUAAGUGAGUGCGCUGGAUCUUGUGUAUUGUAUAAAUUGUCCUCCAGCAGCACUCCAUUUAUGCAUGUUCAGGUGAGUGCAGCCCCCUGGUUUCAUAUUUAAUCUUCAGGAUAUGAACUGGAAAACCAAAAUAGCUGCUUGUGCCAGGAGCACACAUAUUCUAAACUCCUUACUGGGACUAUCUCUAAAACAAGUGGUUGAGGAGCCAACUCGUUAGGAGGCCAUACUAGUUUUAGUGUUAACAAAUUGAGAUUUGAUAUCAGAUAUUACUGUAGGUGAAAGUUUAGGAUCCAGUGAUCACCAGUCAGUGUGGUUUAAUAUAAGAAGAGUGACUGAGUCACACCGCACAAAAACAAAAGUUUUAGACUUUAGAGAAACAGAUUUUUCUAAAAUUAGAAUGUGUGUAAGGGAGUCAUUGUCAGACUGGAGCAGUUUAAAUGGAGUCCAAGAGAAAUUGGAUUAUUUAAAAGUUGCACUUCUGAAGGCAACAGAAAAUUGUGUUAGGCUUGUCAGUAAGAGCAAAGAAUUAAAGAAACCACUGUGGUAAUCCGCAGAAGUGGCCAAAAUAGUAAAAAAAUCUAAGUUUGCAUCUAGUAAUUAUAAAAAAAUCCAUAGUAAGACAAACAGAUCUAUAAGAUUAGGCAGAAAGAGGCUAAGCAAGUUAUAAGAUCUUUCAAGUCACACACAAGAGAAAAUAGCCCAGUCAGUAAAAAAGGGGGAAAAUUUUUUUUUUUAGAUACAUAAAUGAGAAAAGGAAAGUAAAACAAGAAUUAGUUAGAUUAAAAACAAAAGAAGGGGGGACGGAGCCUGGCUUCCAGGCUGCAUGGACGUGCUGAAACUAAGCUCCUGACCACAAUGGCACGAUCUGGGGCAAAAAAAAAACCAAAAAUGCACGCACAGCACCUGGAGGGUGAUAGCACAGCCGGGGAUACCCAGGCGAACCGACGGAUACCAAUCAUUAACCAGUUACUGACCGGGAACCGGCACCCAUACCAAGAGGCCUACCCGUGGCCCUGCCGGGGAGAGGCAGCCACUCUCCUCGCGGGCGACUCUGCGGAGAGAUCCUCCAAACUACUAAGCUCCUACCCCCCGCCCCCGGACCUCCCGGUCCGCACAGUGUGUUUGGAGCGAGCCAUGAAACGAUGACAAAGCAGUGUUGUCUCCCACGAGGCACCUCCAAGAUGGCGGCUGAGAACACACCGCCGGUGCUGAUUCAAUUCCAGCAAACACAGAUUUACCAAGACACCACACAGCACCUGAACGCAAUAUUUAGACGCUGCUGGGCAAAACUCAGAGACCGCCUGAGAAAAGCACAGACUGCUCAGAGAUCUGCACAGACGUCGGGUAAGCGAGGCAGCCGGCAGCGGGGACAAGGGGGCAUACCCUCGGGCAAAACAACAGAUGACCCACACACCAACAAACCACAAAGCCCACCCGGGCUGGAGGCCAAAAGGGCUAAGAACCCCAUGCAUUACCCACACGCACGGAGGCUCCAACACCGUAAGCAGCCAGAGUCCAACAGGCCCUCCACUGCCCCCGGAAGGGGAAGAAACUCAGGCUCCAGAAGCUGCAGAGUUUGUGGUACAGAGAUGCAGGCCCCCGUGACAGCCUCAGGCUGGAGGGAUAUCCCCACAAUGCCCACUGCUACUGCGGCCUUCACCACUCCACCGACAACUGCUAAGUGCUUCACUAGAAACGGCAUCGGAUAAUAGAGACUCUCUACAUAAAGCCUCCUGAAAGGUCAGCGCCAAGCCCAUCAUCCAUCAGCUUAAGCCUGUUAUACUGCGUGACCAGGACUGACACCCAGGGAGAGCAGAAGCAUGAACACACACAGCUCUGAACCACAGUGACUUACAAGCUUACAGUAAUGUUAUAUGAUGUGCAAAUGUUAUUUUUUUCCUUGUUUUUUACUGUUAUGAGUUCCCAGCAUAUAAUCUACAUCUUAUACACUAAGCUCAAGAAUAACUAACGUUGAUAUACACUAUAAAAUUGUGCAUUGUCUAGCGUUUACCCUACUUGUUAUCUAUGCCAAACAGCUUGGGGCAAAUCUGUAUUCAUUAUCUGCACUGCAAAGAUAAAAAAAAAAGGUAGGUAGGUAUGUAGAAGAGGAAGGUCUAUCUUACUGCCUCAAUGAAUAUUUUUGUUCAGUGUUUACAGAUGAAAAUGAAGGAAAGGGACCUCAGUUAGGAAAAAGGACAAAUGAGUCAUUUGUUACAUGUGAGUUUACAGAGGAAGAGGUUCUAUUUCAACGGUCAAAAAUAAAGACAAAUAAGUCAAUGGGACCUGAUGGAAUACACCCAAAGUUAUUAAAAGAGCUCAGUGGUGUACUAGCAAAACCAUUAACAGAUUUAUUUAUCCAAUCAUUGUUAACGGGAGUAGUCCCAGAAGAUUGGAAAUUAGCAAAUGUUGUGCCCAUUCACAAGAAAGGUAGUAGGGAGGAGUCGGGCAUUUAUAGGCCAGUAAGCCUUAAUUCAGUAGUGGUGAAAGUAAUGGAAACCAUGUUAAAGGAUAGGAUUGUUGAACAUCUAAAAUCACAGAGAUUUAAAGAUCAGAGACAACAUGGGUUUACUUCAGGGAGGUCAUGCCAAACUAAUCUUAUUGAUUUUUUUGGAUUGUAUAACUAAAAUAUUUGAUCAGGGUGGUGCGGUAGACAUUGCUUACCUAGCUUUCAGUAAGGCUUUUGACAAUGUUGCACAUAGAAGACUUAUCAAUAAACUGCAAUCUUUAAGUUUGGAUUCCAAUAUUGUUAAAUAGGUUUGGCAGUGGCUGAAUGACAGGCAAAAGAGGGUUGUAGUCAAUGGAGUAUAUUCGAAGCAAGGUCUUGUUACCAGUGGGAUACCUCAGGGAUCUGUACUUUGACCCAUUCUCUUUAAUAUUUUUAUUAGUAAUAUUGCAGAAGGUCUUGGUGGUAAGGUAUGUCUUUUUGCUGAUGAUACAAAACUAUAUAACAGGGUUGAUGUUCCACGAGGGAUAAGCCAAAUCGUUUAGGUAAACUAGAAAAAUGGUCAGAGCUGUGGCAACUGACAUUUUAUGUGGAUAAGUGCAAGAUAAUGCAUCUUGGACGUAAAAAACCCAAAGGCAGAGUAUAGAAUAUUUGAUAGAGUCCUAACCUCAACAUCUGAGAAAAGGGAUUUAGGGGUAAUAAUUUCAGAUGACUUAAAAGUAGGCAGACAGUGUAAUAGAGCAGCAGGAAAUGCUAGCAGAAUGCUUGGUUGUAUAGGGAGAAGUAGAAAGAGGGAAGUGAUCAUACCAUUGUACAGAACACUAGUGAGACCUCACUUGGAGUACUGUAUGCAGUACUGGAGACCAUAUCUCCAGAAGGAUAUUGAUACUCUGGAGAAAGUUCAGAGAAAGGCUACUAAACUGGUCCAUAGAUUACAGGAUAAAACUUACAAGGAAAGGUUAAAGGAUCUUAACAUGUAUAGUUUGGAGGAAAGACGAGACGGGGGAGGCAGGGGGGAUAUGAUAGAAACAUUUAAAUACAUAAAGGUAAUCAACACAGUAAAGGAGGAGACUAUAUUUAAAAGAAGAAAAACUAGGGGGCGUGUCCUAGUGGCGGACGAGGACGGACGCGUGAGUGCUGAGCUCCUCCACUGUACGGUGUUUGCAGCACAGACACGGCGUACACCCGACCGCAAAAACCAGCAGAACGGCGGGUAAAUACUUGCCGCACACCACAGGCGCAAAUGGCGGCGAAAUCGUGCAAGAAGUUGAAGCAGAAAACGCUUCAAAUGCACCUCACCUCGGCCACCAUGCAGGAGAUGGCGGGACAAGAUGGCGCCGACGGCCCGAGCUCACCAGCCUCCGUUUCGGAAGUGAGUGACCCUGCUCACAGCAUGGUUGACUACUCUGCCCCAGUUACAACUGCCACUCUCAAAUCCUUACUUGCAGACCUAAAAUCCACAUUCCACACAGACCUCAUGCAAAUAGCAUCAGACAUCAGGUCAGAUAUUCAACAAGUGGGAGACAGGACUGCAAAGUUAGAAGAAAGGGCAGACGAAAUAACAGACGCCCAUAACUCUCUGGCAGAUGCCUAUACUGAACUACAAGACAAGCUUAAAAGGCUAGAAGACAAAGUGGCCGACCAUGAAGAUAGAGAUCGGCGUAAUAACAUCAGGCUGAGGGGGAUUCCAGAAUCAGUAGCACCGCAAGAGCUGCAAUCCUACGUACAGGACAUUUUUAAAGAAUAUGUGCCAGAAUUAACGGAAGGAGAGCUCUUACUCGAUCGGACCCACAGGUUGCCCAAACCAAAACACCUGGGCCCACAAACUCCCAGAGAUGUAAUCACGAAGAUACACUACUUUACUACUAAAGAAAGAGUCAUGCACGCAGCGCGACGAAACCCUCCCCCACCGGGGUGAUUUAACCAAAUUAAGUUAUUUAUUGAUCUAUCUGCAUCGACGUUGAUGAAACGGAAAGCCUUUGCCCCCAUCACUGCAGCACUACGAGAGGCAAAUUAUUCAGUACAAGUGGGGCUUUCCAACCAGACUUUUAAUCAAACGCAAUGGGACAGAUUCCAGUAUUGCAUCUCCCGAAGAAGGAAGGAAGAUAUUGCGGGCCUGGGACAUCCCUCUCACUACCACAAUGACUCCCGCACUACAACACACCAAAUCACCAGUGAAAUUGAAUAGAGUUUGGACUCAAGUGCCACGCGGCUGGUCGCAGGAACCUACAUGACCUCUACAAAGGGACGAUAAGUAUCCUCAUUUGCUGUGCCUAACCCGUGUUACACUGCUAUAUUACUGUUGAUAUGAAAAGACAACACACUCACACAAAAAAACAAAAAAACAAAAAAAAAAACAACUGUAUAUAUCCAAAUAGUGUAUGCCUUGUUAAGAUCUUAGCAAUUGUAACAACGUACGGAGCACUGCGUCCGGUAUGGGUCUCUUAUGUACGUAGACCCACUAAUCUGUUGCUGGUCACCUACCCCCCAAAGUGGCUUAAUUAUGAGCCUUAUCAUUAACUGUUUUCCACCUCUUGGUCGACUUCGCUUGACCAACGGUUUUAUGUACAUAGUUUGCAUGUUUUUCCUUAUGUUUUUACCCUCUCUUUUAUGUUUGUUUUCUGAUAACUAUGAUUUUAGUGUACAGACUUGGCUUAUUCUAAAGAUCCUAGGGAUACCAGUAUCACCUCACCAUUCUAUCCACCCAUGGGACCUAAAUAUCAGGCCACUACAUAUAUACCAGGUAUGAAUUGGGAUGACCGACAUAUAUGCUGGACCUUUGGCCCCUGUGCAAUGCCCGCAGAUUGGGGGGAGACUCAUAGACUCGCGAAGGGGGGGCUUGGUGGUCCCACUCCUCCCACUUGUAACAUUAGACCGCUGACCAUACACCAUGGUGCUUAAUAUCUUUUCCCUGAAUACCAAGGGGCUCAAUUCUCCACACAAGAGGCGCUUAGCGCUAAAGGAGGCUAAAUCCCUAGAUGCCCAUGUGGCAUUCUUUCAAGAAACACAUUUCAAAUGGGGCCAACGUCCAAAAUUUACUUCCACAGCAUACCCCAUAGAUUAUCAUGCUUGCUAUGCAAAAAAAAAAAAGAGGAGUGUCCAUCUUAAUAAGCAAAGAUGUAGCUUUCUCCCUAGUUCGCAAAAUUGGAGACAAGAAAGGCAGAUAUAUAGUGCUACAAUGCUAUGUUAACAACAACCCGUAUACGUUUAUUAAUGUGUAUAGCCCCAAUGAUCAACAAAUUGAUUUCUUGGAAUUGGUUUUGAUGCUAUGUACAAAACAUGCCUUUGGAGAGGUGAUAGUGGGGGGGGACACCAAUUUUUUGUUAGAUGAUUGUCUAGAUUCCUCGCACCAGAAACCCCUACAGAACCAGACCAUCAAAACCAGGCGGAAGUUAAUCACUCGUAUUAGACACAUCCUCACAGCGCACGAUUAUGUAGACCCAUGGCGCAUACAACACCCUAGCGAAAGGGACUUUACAUGCCACUCGGCAGCGCACAAUUGCUAUUCCAGGAUAGAUCGAUUUCUGGUUCCCUUAGGGAUGCUCCCCAAAAUAGAAAGUACCCACAUCGGGCUCAUUAGUUGGUCUGACCAUGCACCAGUUACUAUGUCCCUAACAGAACGAUUCCCGACUAAAGGCCGAGGCAGCUGGCGCUUAAAUGACUGGCUAUUAAAGGACCCGAGUGUAAUGGACCAGGUUAAACAAGACCUACAGCACUACUUCCAAGGCAAUACAGAACAAAGUUCCACCCCUGAUCAAAUCUGGUUAGCACACAAAGCAGUAAUUAGGGGGUGCUUCAUUAAAGACGCUAGUUAUGCCAAAAAGAAACGCCUCGAGAAUUACACUAACAUCCUGAAGGAACUUACUGAGGCCACACACUCAAACAAACUAACCCCAACCCCUACUUACCAUGCCACUAUCUUACGAUUGCAGAACCAAUUGCGCGACCUGGAAUUGUCCAAGUCAACGACACUGCUAAGACGUAUGAAACAUAGCUUCUUUGCUUCGGGAAACAGAGCAGGAGCCAAACUGGCUUCCCAGCUAAAAGCACGUUCCAAAGCCGUUAAACUCUCACACCUCCUGGAUGCUAAAGGAGGGAAAAUACUAGACCCGCAACACAUAGCAGACACGUUUGCUACCUACUACAGUAAAUUAUACAAUCUCAACACAGAUCCACAAGUGCCCACUCCCUCCGCCACAGAAAUAAACAGGUUCCUAUCAGACCUUACGCUUCCGUCUCUGAGCGAAGACGACGCGAAUUCACUCCUCACCCCUUUCACCAUUGAGGAAAUUUCUUCCACAAUUGAAUCCCUCCCGGCACAGAAAGCGCCUGGACCAGAUGGUCUGCCUAACGCCUAUUACCGCACGUACCAGACAACUCUAGCCCCCCAUUUACUGAACCUUUUCAACCACAGCAUACAAAAAGGGACAUUACCGGAUGAAUUGUUGUUAGCCCAUAUCUUGACGUUACCUAAACCGGGGAAGCCACCGACAGAGUGCAAAAACUUUAGACCCAUCUCCCUUCUCAACUGUGACGCAAAGAUAUACGCUAAAAUUCUCAGUAACAGACUGGCCAAAUUCCUGCCCAAACUCAUACACAAUGACCAAACCGGCUUUAUCAAAGGUAGGCAGGGUUCAGACAAUUCCAGGAAGGUAUUGAAUCUCUUAGCUGAACUGGAAAGAACCAAAGGUCAAGGCCUCUUCUUGGCGCUCGACGCAGAGAAGGCCUUUGAUAGGCUCAACUGGGCUUAUAUGCAAAAGGUUCUUCACAAAUUUAGCUUUCCUCCUCCCAAAUCAUGGCACUAUACACCACCCCGGCUGCCAAGGUGUCCUGCGGUGGUUUCCUCUCCUCGAAGUUUCAUAUAACGAAUGGGACUAGACAGGGCUGCCCACUCUCUCCCCUGUUGUAUAUCCUCUCCCUGGAACCCCUGGCCCAAAAGAUUAGGGAUCACGAACAUAUACGAGGUAUACCCGUUAAAGGAAAAGAAUACCGACUUUCUCUUUUUGCGGACAAUGUUAUAAUAUCCCUCUCAAACCCAAGACGAGCGCUACCUCAUAUUCUCGAUCUGCUGACACAAUUUGGGAACGUCUCCCAUUACAAAUUAAACCGAGACAAAACACAGGCGCUACCUGUUAGUAUACCCCAGGACGUUUUAGAUGCCUUAAAAUCCUCUUACCAAUUCGACUGGAGAAAUAGCACCUUAACGUACCUGGGGGUUAAAAUAUCUCCUACAAUGGCAGGAAUUAUAAAACAUAAUUACACACCUCUAUUACAGCUAUGCACGAAGGAGUUAGCAGGUUGGAAAGCAACCCACCUAUCCUGGCUAGGUAAGAGUAACACGUUCAAGAUGAUGACUCUCCCAAAACUCCUUUAUGUGUUUCGCAUGCUCCCUCUCCCGAUACCCGCUGCACUAUUUAAGGCACUACAAUCCUCCUGUAACACAUUCGUUUGGGGGGGGCAAAAAAGCGAGGUUACCACUUAAGCUACUACAAAAUACACCUGACAGAGGGGGAGUGGGCCUUCCUAACAUUCACCUCUACUUCAAAGCAGCCGCCCUGGCGACAUGUAUAGCGGCACACUCACCCCAAGGCCACACACAAUGGGUGGAUAUGGAGAGGGACCAAUUUCAAGAUAAUUCCAUGACGGACUAUUUGUGGACUCCAAAACGCCUUCGUUACAUGCACACACCUUUUUUCCCUACCACUAGGCUGACUAUAUUGAUGUGGGAUUCCUUUAUGGCCCAAAUAGGCUACAGGCAUAAGCUGCAUCCCAAGGCCCCCCUAACGGCACUAAAAACCAUAACCCAAUCACUUUCUCUUUCCCACUGGACACGAAUGGGUUUAGACAGACUUGAGCACUUCUUGGAAGACAGUCAUAAAGUAAUAUCCUUCCCAGAACUAAGGAGGAAAUGGAACGUGCCUGCCCAGGACACUUUCAAAUACUUGCAAGUCAGGAGUAUACUGACUUCCCACGCUCUGCCCCCGCCAACUCCUACCAGCAUGAAUAACCCAUUAAUGUCCUCUCUGAUUAUGCUUAGAUGUAGGGACACACCGAACAAACCUAAAGCCCUCUCCAUUUGCUACAGAACAUGGCUAGCAAUGCAGCCAGAUGUACCGCUGCUGUGCAAAAAGCAAUGGGAGGGGGAAUUGGGUACGGACCUACCGGAUGGUACCUGGUUGGGUGCCUUGAACGGCCUGUCUAAAUGGACAAAAUGUUAUUCCCACAUAGAAGCCCACAAAAACCUACUUUACCGAUGGUACCUUACCCCAACUAAGCUACACAAAAUAUACCCGACUGUGUCUCCCCUGUGCUGGAGGUGUGGAGUGGAGGAGGGCACGAUGAUGCACAUUUGGUGGUCCUGCACCGGCAUCACACCUUUGUGGGAAGAUGUAGGAACACUUCUGAGACAAUUGGGACUUUCAGCUUUCUCCCCAUCCAUUCCCAACUGCAUAUUACUGCUACCCGAAACCAAGGUUAAAUCAAUCUAUCACCAACUAGUAGCGAUAACCUCUCUAGCAGCUAGAAACCUCAUAGCGACAAAUUGGAAAAGCACAAUAUGUCCGCCCAUGUCACAAUUAAAGGAUAAAUUGCAACAAUACUAUAUUUACGAAAAAAUUUCUCUGGGCUCCCCCUCCCAAGCCCUUAGGUUUCGAGAAACAUGGUGCAAGUGGACUCAGCUGACGAACCAGCAAGCCACAUGAGAUGACAUACUGGGUUCAAAUACUGACCUCUAGACCCCUAAAGGAUUGAUCAAUAAUCUUGGGAAAUAUGCCACCAAGCAGAUUACACUUUGUCCCCCUGUUCUGUUUCUCCCGUUUCCUUCCCCAUCUCCGUCCCUUCCCCGGUUUACUACUGCUCCCCUUCUGUCUAUGCUAUACACAGAUGCAUGCGGGACUACCCCGCGACCAUUUGCAGGUAUAUGACAUGCCAUGUUGGCAAGUUAUUGGAACUACAACCUUAUGAAUAUGUUAGGCUGUGUUAAAAUACAUACUUAUGUUUUGUAAGCAAGCUGCGACUUGCACUACUAAUAUGUUAUUGUCUUUGUACAUGCGACUGUGUACGGUGUUUUGCCCACUCGUUGUAAAACCAAUAAAAUACAAUUUGAAAAAAAAAAGAAGAAAAACUACCACAACAAGAGGGCAUAGUCUUAAAUUAGAGGGGCAAAGGUUUAAAAAUAAUAUCAGGAAGUGUUACUUUGCUGAGAGGGUAAUGGAUGCAUGGAAUAGCCUUCCAGCUAAAGUGGUAGAGAUUAACACAGUGAAGGUGUUUAAGCAUGCGUGGGAUAGGCAUAAGCCUAUCCUAGACUAAAGAUAAGGACAGGGACUAAUGAAAGUAUUUAGAAUAUUGGGCAGACUAAAUGGGCCAAAAGGUUCUUAUCUGCCGUCAUAUUCUAUGUUUCUGGGAUAUAAAAACUUCUAACACAAGUUAACCUCUGAUUGAAAAUAAAACCAUUUUGUAUUCAUGAAGACUGUGUGAGUCACAGGCAGGGGUAGUGUGGCUAGGGCUGCAUAAUCAGAAACAGUAAUUUAACUCCUAAAUAGCAGAGAAUAGAGCAGUGAGACUGCAGGGGCAUGAUCUAUAAACCAAAACUGCGUAAUUAACCUAAAGUUGUUUUGAUGCCUAUAGUAUACUUUUAAAAGUGUAGAAAAUUGUGUUACACAAUACCUUGUCUGAUCAUUCAUCAAUGCUUCUUUCAAAGGAGAUAUAAUAAGUUCCAUUAUACAUAAAAAAAAGAGAAAAUAGUGGAGAAUGUUCUAGUACAGUACAACAUAUUCAUUUAUUUUACCAAACUUAAAGCCAGAAUACAAGUAAAUUGCUCUUUUGCCAGCACCACUCUCCCUCCCUGGUCUCCUCUUCCAGUUACUUUAUUUUUAGUGCAUUCCAAGUGUGUGAUAUAUUAUAUAUUAUAUAUAUACACACAGUGACAAAUGCUGACACUCAAAUGCUCUUUAAACAGAAAAAAAAUCGGAAAUAGAAAUGACUGAAUCUUUCAUGCAGUUAAACCAUCUUUCCUAGUAAACCAUGACAACAUAACUGAUCACGUAUCCCCGCCUCUCAGGUGAUUUGAAAGGAUCUUUAAAAGGCAAUUAAAUAAUCACUUAUCUUGUAUACAAAGCUCCCUCCUACCCAGCAUCCCCAGUCUUUUUUUUUUUUUUUCUCAAAUUUGUUACUUUGUGAUAUGUGUGCAUAUCCACUUCCAGCUAAUGCCAACAUUUCUUUGACAGCGUUCUUCUUCACAGUUAUCUUCGCUUGUUUUACUCUACUUAGGACCACUGGGGAGAGGAAAGGGGUUAAAACUUACCUUUCUCCAGCACCGGGCGGGGAGCUCUCCGCCUCCGAUCCUCCUCCUCUCCUCCCUUUCGGCUGAAUGCGCACGCAUUCAGCCGGUCUCAUAGGAAAGCAUUUACAAUGCUUUCCUAUGGACGCUUGCGUACUCUCACUGUGAUUUUCACAGUGAGAAUCACGCAAGCGCCUCUAGCGGCUGUCAAUGAGACAGCCACUAGAGGAUUUGAGGGCUGGAUUAACCCAUUUAUAAACAUAGCAGUUUCUCUGCUAUGCUUCUCCGGUUCGGUGGUUAUGGUGUCUGCUGCAGUGUUGGAGUCCUCAGGAAGCGCUAGGAGCAUCCUUCAACGGAGGUACCCAGUCGGGGUGCCAGGUGAUCCGUUACAAUGACCCUUUUGGAUACGGCUAUGAAUCCAUAACAGAAGAUGUGGAAUUGUAAAUAUCUAUGUAAUAAAAAUAAAACAUGUAUGUCUUGUCCAGUUCUUCAUUGAAUUCACAAUUGCCCUUAUACAAUAUGAAAUUAUUAAGAGGUAUGUGAUUUUGUGAAUAUAUAAAUAAUACAUUUUGUAAAUAUUAAAUGCAUUUUGUGAAUAUAUAUUUUUUCUGUAUUAUUUUCCAUACAGGUGACUCAGAUAUUUUCAGGAAUAUUAUUCAUUAUUUUUGGCAUUAUUUUUUGUUUUCUUCCACAAUAUGGACCAUACAUGUAUUUCCUGAUCCUUAAUAGUGGUUUACCUUUUUGGUCUGGAGUAAUGGUAAGAAAAUUAAUACAUUUUUAUUCCUCUCACCAAAUCUCAGUUCUUGAAUAUCUUACUGUGCUACAUAGGUUAAUAUUACUCUAUAGAGAUAAGAACGCCUCCUGUUUCAUACAUAAUUUAUGAAGAAUAUUUAUAGUGAUUUUAUUUUUCUUUCUUAUGUUUAUUUAGUUUGUUUGUUUGUUUUUGUCAUAAAGGCAUUAAUGUUUUUUAGAUUCUUGAAUUAAGGCAGCAUUGCAGGUUCUGGUAUUUUCCAGAAGUCAGUUUUGCAUUGUGUUCAUCCUGUAGACCAGUUCUGAGCAUUUUGCUAUCAUUAAUAUAUCCCUAAACAAAAACAUACGAUUUCUGGAAAGAAAUUGCUAUAUUGUUUGUUAAUACGUACAGAUGGAAGUUUUAAACACAUAAUUACAUAUGACAAGUAUGAAAAAGGAACAAAAUUAAAUAUGUACAUUUUUGUUGACCUAUCAGACCCCUGUCAUACACUCCUGUAAUGAGGCAUUUUCACUACAUGGACCAGAUGUCAUCAACGCACAAGAAAUCCAUUGUAGUGAGACAUUUGAAUGUGCCUAAAUCUAGAUUCUGCAAAACGAUAAAUGUCUUAAUCAUCCUUUAUUUUUGUAAAGGGUUUAGGUAGUGGAGGAUAAUUCUAUACUGAUCCAUGUUUUCUUCAUUCUUUCCUAACAUCCCUUUUCUCUCAAUUUUCCUUGUUUCUUCACUUUCUCUUUUAAUAUGCUAUUCAACCUACCCUUGAAUUUGUACAUGAUCUGUGUUCUAAAGAAUGAUCCAAAUGGUCCUUUCAUGGUAAUAGACUUUUUUACAUCCUAUAUCGUACUUAAUUUGUCAUAAAAUGUGCUAAAUUAAAACACGAUGAUGGUUUUAUUUUAGACAUGUAUGUGUUUCUUAGCAACAACUAAAAAUGGAAUUUAAAAAAAUAUAAAAUAUGUUCCUCCGGUUUUUCUACCCCAAUUAUAAAUAUAAAAAUUCAGACAGGUUCAAAUGCAUCAUGCAGUGACCAUGCAUAUUUAGCCUGUGUGUUUGUGUUUGAAUUGUAGAUGAUUCAUUCACCAUUCUUUUUAAUCCUCAAAAAUCCAAUGUGAUAUUUUGAAAAACAAACUGUUACAUCUGUCUCUUUAAUUGCAACAGUUCUGUCCAUAUAAACAUCUUGAUAAGACAAGAAAACACAUGUAUUUUCUGUGAGUCGUGUAUAUGACAAUGUGCUUUUUGGGGAAAAAAAUGCCUGAAUAAAACCAUCAAACUGUGUUUUAUUUUUUGCUUAUUGGGGGAUUUCCUUAUAUCGGUGCUCUGUGCCUUUAAGACCAAAACUAUUUUAAAGUGCAGCAAAUGUGAACAAGUGCAUUAUGCAUUAAAGUGCAUAAAAACAUUUUAUCACUUGUGAAUCAUGAGAAAAGUGCAAACUGGGGUGGAAAGUUGUACACUCACUCUAAAUUUCAUAUGCUGUCAUAUGUUUCAGAGAACAUGGAAAAAAAAGAGAAACAGAGUACAAAUAGUGUAAAUCUGUGACACAAUAGGAUCAAUAUUAAUGGAUGCAGUUUACACGCACAAAAUUAGAGCAGAUAAGCCUGCUCUAACUGUAGUGGCUUCCAUGCAAAAGAUUAAGGACCACUAUAGGCACCCAGACCACUUCAGCUCAAUGAAGUGGUCUGGGUGCCAGAUCCAUCUAGGAUUAACCCUGCCUGCUGUAAACAUAGCAGUUUCAGAGAAACUGCUAUGUUUACCUAUGGGUUAAUCCAGCCUCUAGUAAAUCCAGCCUCUGUGAUUUUCACAGUGAGAAGAUGCCAGCGUCUAUAGGAAAGCAUUGAGAAUGCUUUCCUAUGGACUGACUGAAUGCGCGCGCACGAGGAGGAAAGUCCCCAGCGCCGAGGGAGGGAGAAAGAUAAGAUGUUAACCCCUUCCUCCCACUUGAGCCCGGCGGGAGGGGGGCAAUGAGGGUGGGGGGGACCUAUUAACACUAUAGUGCCAGGAAAACGAGUUUGUUUUCCUGGCACUAUAGUGGUUCUUUAAUAAAAUAAUCAAGUUGCUAUUGUCUGAUUUGAGUGUUGCAAUUUCUAAUCUGCUUUAAUGUUAACACUAUUAAAUGCACCACAUUAGUCAUACACACAGGAUCAAGGCAAUAUAACUGAAUUAUAAAAAUGACUGCAUGUAAAGCUACCGCCACAGCACUAGGUAGCGUGCACAGCCGUUGCCACAGUACUUGAAGACACUCACAGCACUAGCUACAGUAUCAGUAAGUGUCCAAGAGUACCAGAUUGCACCUACAACACUUCCUGCACCUCAUAAAUGCCAGUAAUAAUAAUAAUAUUAAUAAAGGGCCCUGGAGGGGGCCCUCUAACAGAGGCCGUCUCAGGAUGCAUUAGAGAGUCUAUUAGAAAUAAAUAAAUUUUCACCUGUGUAUCUCUUAACCUCCGUUUUGUGUUACUUAUCCCAUCUUUUGAAUGUCUUCGCCCUCUUAGUCUAUCUACCCCUUUAGUUUACUUUAUCCUCCAUUUUUCCCCUUUGUGUCUUACACCCCUUGUGUGUCUCUUACUUUCCCCCAGCCCCUUUGUGUGUCAUUGUCCCCUUCCCCAGUUCCUCUGUGUGUCUCUUUAUCUUCUUCACAGCCCCUGUGUGUCACUGUCCACUUUUCAAGCUUCUCUGUCUGUGUCAUUGUCCCCUUCCUCAGCCCCUCUGUGUAUCCCUGUCCCCAUCCCCAGCUCCUCUGUGUAUCACUGUCCCCUUCCAAGCCCCUCAGUGUGUGUCAUUGUCCCUUUCCCGGACCCUCAGUGUGUUUCAUUGACCUCUACUCCAGCCCCUCUGUGUUUCUGCUCUCCACUCUUAGACUGCUAAUUACACACACACACAGAGUGCUGAAUACAUGCACACACAGACUACUGAAUACACACACACAGACUGCUGAAUAUACACACGCAGAUUGCUCAAUACACACAGAGACUGCCCCCAUGCUUCACUUACCUAAUAUCUAAGCUGCCCAUCAUGCCUCACUUACCUGAUCUGUAGGCUGCCCCCAUGCCUUCACUUACCUAAUCUGUAGUCUGCCCCCUAUCCCUUACUUACCUGUCUGUAGUCUUCCCCUAUCCCUUACAUACCUGAUCGGUAGGCUGCCCCCCCCUCCCAUGCCUCACUUACUGAUCUGUAGGCUUCCCCCCCAUCCCUCACUUACCAGAUCUGUAGGCUGCCCCCCCAUCCCUCACUUACCUAAUCUGUAGGCUGCCCCUCAUUCCCCCCAUGCUUCACUUACCUGAUCUGAAGGUUGCCUCACUUCCCCUAUCCCUCACUUACCUGAUCUGUAGGCUGUCUCUGCAGUCUGGAAGUUGUUGGCUGCACUCUGUGCCGUUCCCCUGCGGAUUCAGUCAGGAAAGAGAAGCAGGGAUAAGAUGCAGCUUUCUAUCCCUGCCUCUCUCCAUACACAAUGCCACCUACUGGCCGGUGCCGGUAUUGCAGUGUAUUCUGAAUCUCAAAAGAAAAAUAGCACAAACUGAAAAAUCCAGGGGGGGGGGGGAGGAAGGUUGCAAAUGAUAAUAAAGUUGAAGUUGUCAGAAUGCUAAUGUCAAAUUUUAUAUUUACAGUAUAUUAUAUCUGGAUCAUUAUCAAUUAGUGCUGCAGUGAAACCAACAUUAGGAAAGGUAAGACCACAUACUACUUGUUAUAAAUAUAAUGAAAACUGUUAAAAGGGGAACGGUCACUUGUUCAAAUUGUUCAAUAGUAUGUAUACUAAUCCCUGUAUUCCUGUAUUUAUCAAAUGUGUAUUUGUGAAAUGUAAAAAAUAAAAUUAAAUAUAAAAAUCCAGACUUUUUUUAUCCUGCAAUUGGGCACCUCUAUCUUAGCUACCUGUCAAUCAUUGUUAUAAUAUCUGUCCUUUGCAUCUGGCAGUCAGAAUAGAGAGAUCAUACAGAGAUAAGGAGAUUUGAAACAAUGUUUCUAUUUCUCCUCCUCACUAGCAAUGUCUGCCAUGACUUUGCCUUGUCUGAACUUGAUUGUGAUGUAAUUUACUAAAUUAUUAAUAUAAAGCUCAAAGAAAACACAUUUUAUGGGGGAAAAAACAAACACGUUUUAGGUGAUUUUUGAUGUUUUAUAUGAUGGUGUAAAUUCCCAAAAUGUGGCAUUUUCCCUUACCACACUCCAUUUAUUGCCCUGUCUCAGGAGUUGCUUCAGCAAUGGCUAAACCGAGAUAUUGGGUUAAAUGAUGUUUAUUGCAGGGGUUAUCUUUAUUAAAUACAUAUUUAUUCUGCAUUUAGAGGGAGGGUGCAAUUUAAAUAGAAGAAAUAAACCUGAAAUAAUACAGGUACUACUUCCUUCUCAUUCCAAAGAAAUCAUAUAAAUGAAACCACAACAUAUGCAGGUGAUACUCGAAAAAUUAGAAUAUCGUGCAAAAGUUCAUUUAUUUCAGUAAUGCAACGUAAAAGGGGAAACUAAUAUAUGAGAUAGACACAUUACAUGCAAAGCAAGAUAGUUCAAGCUGUGAUUUGUCAGAAGUGCGAUGAUUAUGGCUUACAGCUCAUGAAAACCCCAAAUCCACAAUCUCAGUAAAUUAGAAUGUUGUGAAAAGGUGCAAUAUUCUAGGCUCACAGUGUCCCACUCUAAUCAGCUAAGUAAGCCAUAACAGCCUUUAAAUGGUCUCUCAGUCUGGUUCAGUAGGAAUCACAAUCAUGGGGAAGACUGCUGACCUGACAGUUGUGCAGAAAACCAUAUUUGACACCCUCCUUAAGGAAGGAAAGCCUCAAAAGGUAAUUGCGAAGGAAGUUGGAUGUUCCCAAAGUGCUGUAUCAAAGCACAUUUAUAGAAAGUUGUGUGGAAGGGAAAAGUGUGGAAGAAAAAGGUGCACAAGCAGCAGGGAUGACCACAGCCUGGAGAGGAUUGUCAGGAAAAGGCCAUUCAAAUGUGUUGGGGACUUUCACAAGGAGUGGACUGAGGCAGUGCAUCAAGAGCCACCACACACAGACGGAUCUUGGACAUGGGCUUCAGAUGUCGUAUUCCUCUUGUCAAGCCGCUCCUAAACAACAAACAACGUCAGAAGCGUCUUACCUGGGCUAAAGAAAAACAGACCUAGUCUGUUGCUCAGUGGUCUAAAGUCCUCUUUUCUGAUGAGAGCAACUUUUGCAUCUCAUUUGUAAACCAAGGACCCAGAGUCUGGAGGAAGAAUGGAGAGGCACACACUGCAAGAUGCUUGAAGUCCAGUGUGAAGUUUCCACAGUCUGUGUUGAUUUGGGGAGCCAUGUCAUCUGCUGGUGUUGGUCCACUGUGCUUCAUUAAGUCCAGAGUCAACGCAACCGUCUACCAGGAGAUUUUGGAGCACUUCAUGCUUCCUUUCACAGAUGAGCUUUAUGGGGAUGCUGACUUCAUUUUCCAGUAGGUCUUGGCACCUGCCCACACUGCCAAAAGCACCAAAGCCUGGUUCAAUGACCGUGGAAUUACUGUGCUUGAUUGACCAGCAAACUCGCCUGACCUGAACCCCAUACAGAAUCUGCCAAGAGAAAGAUGAGAGACAUGAGACCGAACAAUGCAGAAGAGCUGAAGGCCGCUAUUGAAGCAUCCUGGUCUUCCAUAACACCUCAGCAGUGCCACAGGCUGAUAGCUUCCAUGCCACGCCGCAUUCAGGGCCGUCUUUAACGCGGGGCAAAAGGGGCAGCUGCCCCGGGCCCUGUCAUUCCUAGGGGGCCCAAAGCAGCUGCCCCUUGAGCCCGCUGGCCGCUGUGGUGCUUGCGGGCAGACCACUGCGGGCCGCACGAUGAGGGGCCCCAUCGGGUGGCCCAUGCUCUUAGGGCCACCCGAUGGCAAUGAAUCUGCAGGGGCCCGGUCAGCACUGCGGCACUUUAACAGUGCGACCGGGCCCCCAGUGAUGAGGUCAGCGCUAGGAGGAAGUGCAGUCACUUCCUCCUAGCUAACACGGAGAAUGCCGCGUGGGAGGGAGGAAGACAGGAGCGCAGACAGAGAGAGCGCUCAACUCCCAACAGCCUCAGACAGCCACUGGACAGCAGGUAAGUCACCCUCCUGCACCCAAAAGGUAGGAAACAGGAGGGUGACUGAAAUUGUAUAUUUUUCAUGCAUGUCUGUUUGUGUGUAUAUAUCUGUCUGCAUGUGUAUCAGUCUGUGCAUGUGUCUGUUUGUGUGUGUAUCUGUCUGUAUGUGUAUAUGCAUGUGGGUCUGUGUGUAUAUCUGUCUGUAUGUAUAUCUGUGUAUUUGUAUGUGUGUUUCUGUGUGUAUAGCUGUCUUUAUGUGUAUAUGCAUGUGUCUGUAUCUGUGUGUAUCGGUCUAUAUGUGUAUCUAUGUGUCUGUAUGAGUCUCUGUAUGCGUAUUUGUGUAUGUGUACCUGCAUGUGUGCCAGUGUGUCUGUAUGUGUUUCUGUGUAUCUGAAUAGGUGUCUGUAUGUGUUAGUGUGUGUUUGUGUAACUGCAUGUAUGUCUGUGUAUGUAUCUGCGUGUUAUUGUGUGUAUCUGCAUAUAUGUCAGGGUGUGUUUGUCUGUUUAUCUGUGUUUUAGUGUGUGUCUGCAUGUUUGUCAGCGAGUAUCUGUAUAUCUGUAUGUGUGCCAGUGUGUAUCUGUGUAUGCACCUGUGUGUCUGUGUAUCUGUCUUUGUAUGUCUGUGUAUUUAGAUGUAUGUACCUGUAUAUGUUUGAGCCUGUGUAUGUGUGAGUCUGCAUUUGUGUUAGUGUUUGCAUCUGUAUGUGUAUCUGUGUGUGUAUUUUCACUAGGUAAAAGUGUGACUAUGUCUACGAUCUCUGUGUGUUUUUUUAUUUUUGUGUGUCUUUGGGUGGAAGGCGUUUUUGCAUGCUAGAAGGUGGGCGGGAGGGGACCAGGGCGCCCAAGCUAAUGCUUGCCCAGGGUCCAGUCAACAUUAAAGACGGCCCUGGCCGCAUUGAGGCAGUAAUGGCUGCAUAAGGGGCCCAAACCAAGUACUGAGUCCAUAUGCAUGCCUAUACUUUUCAGAGGUCCGAUAUUGUUCUAUGUACACUCCUUGUUUUAUUGAUUGCAUGUAAUAUUCUAAUUUACUGAGAUUGUGGAUUUGGGAUUUCCAUGAACUGUAAGCCAUAAUCAUCACACUUAUGACAAAUCACGGCUUGAACUAUCUUGCUUUGCAUGUAAUGCGUCUAUCUCAUAUAUUAGUUUCCCCUUUUACAUUACAUUACUGAAAUAAAUGAACUUUUGCACGAUAUUCUAAUUUUUCGAGUAUCACCUGUAGUAGUUAGUGCAUACAUAGGAAUGAUAUGUAAUCAAGAUAGAUAAGAGAUAUACAUGGGAAAAGGUUGUUUUGACACAUUUGCCAGCUUCUAGUUGUCACCCUGAAAUAAGUAUCUAAUCGUCCGUGAACGUGCGCAGAGUUGCAAAGUGUUAAGAAUUAACUUUAUCCAUUUAAGUUCCCAGUUUGUGUUUGGAAAGAGGAAUGCAAACUCAGAUUGCAUAGUGCAGAAUGUAUAUUCCUUUUUUUCCCCAAAACAUACAGGAGGAAAAGUUGCUGAACUUUCAUAAAAAAGAAAGAAAGGAAAAUAAAUAAGCACGUGUUUUAUACCCCACCUCCUAUAGAAUGUAAGCUCGUUUGAGCAGGGUCCCCUUUAACCUAUCGUUCCUGUAAGUUUUCUUGUAAUUGUCCUAUUUAUAGUUAAAUCCCCCCUCUCAUAAUAUUGUAAAGUGCUACGGAAUCUGUUGGUGCUAUAUAAAUGGCAAUAGUAAUAUUAAUAAUAAUUAUUGCCAUUUAUAUAGAACCAAAGAAUUGACCAUCCACUAGAGGGAGCCACUGAGCAGUCCCUACUUUUCUUAACGCUUAUCUCACACAUUACUUUACAUUUAGUGGGAAAGUAUGGGUGGGCUAGCUGUAAGUGUCUUGCUUGGUUAUUCAGUUAAUUUUGGUAGGGAAAAUAUCCACAUUAUAGUUUUCUGGGGGGUUUUGGGAUCUCCAGAAAUUUUUUUGUAUGAAUUUCAGUAGUCAGCUUACUGCAGUAUUGAAAGUAUUUAUUAAUUACAGAUACAUAUUAAUAAUUAGAAAUAGUUGGGGAGAGGGAUUAAACCAUGUCAAGAGUUUAAUUUGUUUUCUUUAUUAAGGGUAGGCAAAACAAGAGAGAGCCUUUUCAUUAAUUGUACCAUGUGUUAAUUCCUAAUUUGAAGUGUAGAUCAGCACCGAGAAUGGUUUCAGUCAAAGAUAAUCUGUGUUUUGGACUAAGAGUUACUGCAUACUAGACCAAAUGAUUAAAAAUAAUUGGAAAUAAAAAUAAUUGGAAAUAAAUCACAUUCAUUUUCUUGCAUUUCAGGUGAGAUCAAGCCUGGUUUUAAACAUCAUAAGCUCAAUUAUUGCAGGUAUUGCAAUAAUACUGCUUUCGAUUGCAAUGGUUUUUCAAUGGUACAGAUCAAAUAUUUUCACCUGUUUUUAUUAUAAAUCAUCCGUUCACUGUGAAGGCAAUUUUAACCCUAAGGUAAAUAAACUCUCUAUUAUUGCUCUUAAAAUUAUGAGGACGAUAGACAGACAGAUCUGUAUUUAUCAUGUGAAUAGUAGUUUAAAGGAACACUCCAGGCAUCGUAAUCACUACAACCCACUGUAACAAUUCAAAUCAAAGACUAUUUUGACAACUUAUUUGGUCCUUUUGGGAGCAAGCUACCACCUCUCCUGCUGCUGGAAACGUAGCAGCUUGCAGGAGCUUCCACAGCAGCAAUGGCACAUGGCAGGACCCAUCGGGCAGGCUUCCGAUGCUCUGCCUGUGUGCUAAAUGCCUCAAGGGGUCGAGGCACUCAGUGAAGACCCCCUUGAGGACUAAUGACGGUUCUGAACCAUCAUAAUGUAAAACGAGCCAUCCUUAUUACUUACCCGUUCGCCGCUGUUUCCUCGCCGGUGAUCAGUGUUGCUUACCAUCUGGGGGGGACUGCCUGACAGCCCAGACAGUCCCACCACAGCAAAUUAGGCCCCUGCGGGCCAUGUGAUCUCUCUGAAAGAGCGAUCAUAUGGCCUCAAUAGCCGUCCAUGCAUCUGCCUGCAGGGGGACUGCCUAAACUGACAGGCAGUCUCCCUGCUUCUGAAAAAUAAAAUAAGUAAGCAAAUAGAAAAAAAAUAAAAAUAAAAAUAUAUAUAUAUAUAUAUAUAUAUAUAUAUAUAUUUUGUCAUGCGAAGUGCAUAUGUUAAUAUAUACAUAUAUUAAUAUAAAAAUACACUUAUAAUUAAAUUACACACAUACAGUUGCAAGAAAAAGUAUGUGAACCCUUUUGAAUGAUAUGGAUUUCUGCACAAAUUGGUCAUAAAAUGUGAUCUGAUAAUCAUCUAAGUCACAACAAUAGACAAUCACAGUCUGCUUAAACUAAUAACACACAAAGAAUGAAAUGUUGCCAUACUUCACAGUUGGGAUGAGGUUUUGAUGUGGGUAUGCUGUGCCUUUUUUUCACCACACAUAGUGUUGUGUGUUUCUUCCAAACAACUCAACUUUGGUUUCAUCUGUCCACAGAAUAUUUUGCCAGUACUGCUGUGGAACAUCCAGGUGCUCUUGUGCAAACUGUAAGCGUGCAGCAAUGUUUUGUUUGGACAGCAGUGGCUUCCUCUGUGGUAUCCUCCCAUGAAAUCCAUUCUUGUUUAGUGUUUUACAUAUUGUAGAUUCGCUAACAGGGAUGUUAGCAUUUGCCAGUGACUUUUGUAAGUCUUUAACUGACACUCUAGGAUUCUUCUUCACCUCAUUGAGCAGUCUGCGCUGUGCUCUUGCAGUCAUCUUUACAGGACGGCCACUCCUAGGGAGACUAGCAGCAGUGCUGAACUUUCUCCAUUUAUAGACAAUUUGUCUUACCGUGGACUGAUGAACAGCAAGGCUUUUGGAGAUAAUUUUAUAACCCUUUCCAGCUUUAUGCAAGUCAACAAUUCUUAAUCGUAGGUCUUCUGAGAGCUCUUUUGUGCGAGGCAUCAUUCACAUCAGGCAAUGCUUCUUGUGAAAAGCAAACCCAGAACUGGUGUAUAUUUUUUAUAGGGCAGCUGUAACCAACACCUCCAAUCUCAUCUCAUUUAUUGAACUCCAGUUGGUUGACAUCUCACUCCAAUUAGCUCUUGGAGAUUUUAUUAGUCUAGGGGUUCACAUACUUUUUCCACCUGCACUGUGAAUGUUUACAUGGUGUGUUCAAUAAAAACAUGGCAACAUUUCGUUCUUUGUGUGUUAUUAGUUUAAGCAGACUGUGGUUGUCUAUUGCUGUGACUUAGAUGAUGAUCAGAUCACAUUUUAUGACCAAUUUGUGCAGAAAUCCAUAUCAUUCCAAAGGGUUCACAUACUUUUUCUUGCAACUGUGUAUAUAUAUAUAUAUAUAUAUAUAUAUAUAUAUAUAUAUAUAUAUAUAUAUAUAUAUAUAUAUAUAGAAUAUAUAAGUAUAUUUUGUAUGUAUAUAUUAAAAAAUAUAAGUAAAAAAAAUAAAUAAAAAAAAGUAAAAAUAAUUUUUCCAAAUUUCAAAAAAAAUUAUAUAUGUAAUUUUAUUCUAACUGUAUUUUGAUUUUAAUAUAUUUAUAUCAAAAUACAGUUAAAAUGAAAUUAUAUAUGUGUAAAUAAAAAUACGAAAUAUAUAUCUCCAUAUACACAAUUACAUAAAUAAUUUCAUAAAUAAACACGUAGACAUCAAAUAUAUAAAUAUGUAUUUAUAUUUAAAUUCUACGUGCAUAUUUAUGUAAUAUUAUUACAUAAUUAAGUAAUUGUAUUGAUUGCAAUUUGAGGGACCUGCCUGACAACCCAGGCCGAAAGUCCAGAGAACUUAAUUUGCUAGCACUGGUUGUAGGUUGAAGAUGUACAACCGAUUUUGGGGGUCAAAGUUAGAAAAGGUGUGUUUUAAAAAAAAAAAAAAGGCAGCACUGCUGUUCAGCGUCUCCACGCUCUGCAUGGGGAAGCUUAAUUUUUCUCAAAGAGAUGCAUUGAUUUAAUGCAUUUCUAUGAGGAGGUGCUGAUUGGCCAAUGGUGUUUGGCCCCACCCCAUUGCUGAUUUUAGCCAAUCCAAUGCUUUGGCUAAAAAUCAGCAAUUCUGAUUAUGUCACCAAGGGGGCAGGGCCAGCGCCGGCAGACUUGUGCGGCGCUGGAAAUAAGGUGAAUUUUUAUUGCUUUUAACAGGGCUGGGGGUGGGGAAAGCCACCUAAAUGGUGGGUUUAGCACUGUAGGGUCAGGAAUACAUGUUUGUUUUCCUGACCCUAUGUAACAGUCACCUGGGGACUUAUGUAACAGUUUAACAGGAGUUGAAGCCCAGUUGCAGGAGAUGGCACAGGGAGGAGGCAAAAACCAGAAGCGCAGUACAGAUUAAAGGACCACUAUAGUGCCAGGAAAACAUACUCGGUCCCCCUCCCGCCAGGCUCUAGAGUGAGAAAGGGGUUAAACUUACCUCUUUCUCCAGCGCCGGGAGCUCUCCUCCUCGGCUGAAUGUGCAUGCACGGCAAGAGCCGCCCGAGCAUUCAGCCAGUUUCAUAGGAAGACAUUCACAAUGCUUUCCUAUGGACGCUGGCAUCUUCUCACUGUGAAAAUCACAGUGAGAAGCACGCAAGCGCCUCUAGCGGCUGUCAAUGAGAGAGCCACUAGAGGCUGGAUUAACCCUAAUAUAAACAUAGCAGUUUCUCUGAGACUGCUAUGUUUAUAGAAAAAAGGGUUAACCCUAGCUGGACCUGACACCCAGACCACUUCAUUAAGCUGAAGUGGUCUGGGUGCCUAUAGUGGUCCUUUAAGGGGAAAUCCAAAGGCAGGGUCAGACGAGAAGCAGAAGUCAGGGCUGGCAGCAGAGUAAUGUAGUCGGUAAAGCAGGCAGAGGUCAGAGUCCAGGAAAUCAGUCAGUAGCGAAGCAAAGAUCCGUCAGGAAACUCCAAACAGGCAAAACAACCAGAUGCUAGGUUUCAGGCAGUGCUGGCUUUUACAGCCUGCAAAUUAGAUGCAGCUGACCCUAAUUGGAAAAGGGCAACAGGUGGAUCAGCACUGCUUAAUCCAGGCAAGGGGUCAGGAUGCAGAAUAAUGCAAACAGAAACUGAAGCCCCCUGGUGGACAGCACGGCAGAGAACCUGACUGGGGCUGUGAGUUCAAACCCAGCCAGGUCUCAAAGGGGUGGCUGGGCUCGGGCUGUGCCGUGACACCCUAUAGUGUUCUUUUAACAGUAAGAAAAUUGAAAAAUGGUCUAAUCACUAAGGGGUUAAUAGAAGCAAAAGGAAGCUUUUCUUUUCCCAAUCCAUGUGCAUUUGGAAGUGGGUGGAGGAAGUAAUAAAUGCGAGCUUCAUACUGACCACAUGUUAGGCUCCUUCUUAAGUCCCCUGAUUCACUGAAAGCAUCAAGGGAUGUAAAAGCAUAGCAAUGUUGGCACCACAGGCCAAGUGCUUUCUCUUCUUUUUCUAUCAAUUUCAGUUUUUCACUUUGUUUGUGCUUUUUUUGGGACCCUCUGAGCACCAUAACAACUUCAUCAAAAUUAAGUUGUUAUGGUGUCCAUAGGUCCCCGGCGCCGGUUUACCUUUACAGGUUAUACCGUUCUUGAAUGUUCCAAACCCAAAUUUGCUUCUCCAGGACCAUUUUGAUCUGCCUCUUCCCCAAGAUCUACUUUCUGAAAAUCUUCAAAACAGAAGUCUCGGUCUGCCAUGUUAAAGGACAUCGCUGAUUGGCUUAGGGCCGUCAGUUGAUGUUCUAAGCCAAUUAGUAGUGGCAAAUGGUGACACGACACCCCCUUCCUCCCCGUACCUCCCAAGUCCUUCACUCAGCCCAUCUACAGAACAUUCAUCCUCCUGCAGUGCUGGGAAGUUAUGUAACAAAAGAAGGUUGAAGCAGCAGGAAGAACUUGUCCUCAGUGUGGGAUAGUAGACAAGUUGUUGCUUUGGGCCGUAGACUGAGGGGGGCAUGCCAGCAAAGGUUACUCAAACCAAAAACAGUAUUUUGUUCAAACAAUAUUUUUUUUGUGUUGGAGUAAACCUUUACUGUAAUGUCAAGAAUACAAACAUGUAUUCCUGACACUAUAACCCUGGUAUGGCUGUUUAGGUACCCAUCAACCCACAGCAGUAAAAAAGUUUGUUUACUCCCACGAUGUGAUGGUCUCGUCCUGCCUCCAUGGCUGAGAUCAUCAGUCUGAAUGAUCUCAGCCAGUCCAAUGCUUUCCUAUAGGAAAGAGUUGCGCUGCAAAACACUGGGCUGCGCUAAUCGGUAUGUCCUCAUAGAGAUGAAUGAAUCAAUGCAUCUUUAUGGGGAACGUUCAGCCACUAAAUGCAGGAAACUUCUCUAGUGGCUGUCUGAGGGACUGCCGCUAAAGGUGUUCCUAGGAAGCAAUGUAAACACAACCUUUUUCUGAAAAGGCAGCGUUUACAGAGCUCAGCCUACAAGCACAUGCUAUAGACACCAGAACAACUACAUUGAGUGACCCUUUAAUGUUGUUUAGUAUAAGUAUAGGGUAUCUGAAAGCCCUAUCCAUCCUUUACAAACAAGAUCAAGUAGGUACAGGUACACUUAAAGAAAAAGUGUUAAAUAAAGGUGGAACAAAUAAAAAGUACCAAAAAGUCUUGUUCAUCAAAACACAGAGUCUCAUAAAAACAUUUGUUGUGAAAUGGUUAAAGUGUGCAAAAUAGAUGCUCUUUUUGUCUCUGUGUAUUAAAAUGUAUUUACAGGGUGAGGCAAGAUUGGAUUCAUUUUUGAUUUCUAAACAUUUUUCUCAUUGCAGCCUGUUGUCGAUGGAAUACUGGCAUUGCUUUUCAUAAUGACAGUAUCACAGUUUUGUAUCACAAUAUCCACAUCUGUUUUUGGAUGUAAAACUGUGUGCCGGACAUCAUAUAAUGAAACGGUAAGUUAAAUGUUUAAAGAUAUGCUGAAAUGAAUUAUUCAGGAGAUGGAAAACAAAACUCCUUUUCUCUUCUUUCAAGUCUUACAAAUAUGCGUACUUCCAUUGAGCAUAUGUAGUUUAUGGAACCAGUAACUAACAACUAUGAUGAGUCCAUUGAUAUACAUUUACUUAAUAGAAUGCGAUUUUACACAAAUAAGUUAAAGUCGAGGGGAGCCAUGUUAACUAUGGGUGACAGUUACUAGUUACUCAGUAAAUUCUACUGCAGUGUUACUAGGGUGCCCACGUGUCCCGGAUCGUCCGGGACAGUCCCGCAUUUUGAGAGUCUGUCCCGGGCACCCUCAUUCCGGGACAAUGUAGUGGGAAGCCUGUCCAGCUCAGUUGCUUUGGGCCCUGUCGGGCUAGUGAGGAGAUCAAUGAUCUCCCUCACCGGCCUGACUGACCCUUCGUCCGUGACACAAUACACAAGAUCCAGGCACUCACUUAUCCACUAAACAGCAACUUUAAUGUUGACAGAUUUUAUUAGUUUUUUUUAAAACACCUAAUCUAGGCAAAAAUAAUGGGGGUUUAGUUACAUUAUAUGAUCAUACAUUGCAUAAGCCUGCCACGACUUCAAUGUACCCCAUCUUUCGCAGGUCCUACUCGAACAGUCUAAUGUCUGUUCUUAUGAGAUUAACCCACUUACUUGGGGAAAAAUUCCAUCUGGGUCUCUCUCUGCAGUAUAAGGCUAAAUAGGGCCCUGGAUGAGGCACCUGUGACAGGGAGGGGUGCAAAACCAAAGAGUUGGCUCCCAAGGAGUUAGACUCCCAAAUAUAUAUAUAUAUAAAAAAACAGGGGGCUGCACUCACCUGAACAUGCAUAAACGGGUGCUGCUGGGGGCCAAAUUAUACAAUACACAAGAUCAAGCGCACUCAGCCCCCAGCAGCACCCCAUUUAUGCAUGUUCGGGUGAGUGUAGCCCCCUGGUUUCAUAUUUAAAUUUAAUAUAUAAGAGGUAAUAAAUAUAUUCAACCAUGACAGGUGCAUUCUGUAUUGAGGUAUAUUGCAAUAGAUCUCUUUAUUUUAAAUUUCUCUAUAUGAGGAUUUUAAAGAUUUGGCAGGGCCUGAUCUUUAUUUGCGGUCUGAAAAUGAGUGUCAUUUGUUAUCUUAGCAACCAGGUUGGUAGCACAUCCAACAAAAUAAUUAUUAAAGGCAUUUGCUACAUCUAGGGGGUGUUGCAGUGUUUGGUUGUCCUUUUUGACAGUGUUGGGAGUGGAUUGUGGGGGUUUGUAUGCUAUUUCUGAUUUUCCAGAAGUUUCUUGGGUUUGUUAUGUUAUUGUUCAAAUGUUCACUGAAAUAUUGGGCCUUUGCCAUUUUUGUUUGUUAUGUGCAUGCAACACACACACACAUACACACACACUUUGUAGUCUGUUAUUUAUGGUUAGUAAAUUAUUCAUAUUUUUUUUAAACGUUCCUGCUCAUUAAAAAAAAAACAAACAAAAAAAACAACUGUUCUUUAAUGCAACUUGUUUUGUUUUCUUUUUCUAUUUCUUAAAGGACCACUAUAGGCACCCAGACCACUUCAGCUAAUGUUAACCCUUAUUUCUAUUAACAUAGUUUCAGAGAAACUGCUAUGUUUACCUAUGGGUUAAUCCAGCCUCUAGUGGCUGUCUCAUUGACAGCCGCUAGAGGCACUUCUGACUGUGAAAAUCACAGUGAGAAGACGCCAGCGUCCAUAGGAAAGCAUUGAAAAUGCUUUCCUAUGGACUGGCUGAAUGUGCGCGUGGCUCUUGCCGCGCAUGCGCAUUCAGCCGAGGAGGAGAGUCCCCGCCCAGCGCUGGAGAAAGAGGUAAGUUUAACCCCUUCCACCUCCUAGAGCCCGGCGGGAGGGGGACCCUGAGGGUGGGGGCACCCUCAGGGCACUAUAGUGCCAGGAAAAUGAGUAUGUUUUCCUGGCACUAUAGUGGUCCUUUAAGAGAUGUCUAAGUAACAAGUUAAUGUUUGCAGAAAUACUAAAAAAAAAUGCACUGGCAUAUGUUUUUGCCAGUCUCAAGUAUAAAUUUGAUGAAAUGCACUCGUGAAAGUAAGUGUUCCUGAAUGGCAGUUAGGAAAUGUGGUCAGGGCCGGUGCAUCCUAUAGGCGACUUAGGCAGUCGCCUAGGGCUCCCCUUAGGAAGAGGUGCCGCGAGGAGCGCCAGCGCUCUCUAUAGAGAGCCUCUGGCAGCUGCAGCAAUGCCCAGGCUGGCGCGUCGAUUAGGGAUGGAAUCCCUCAAAUCUAUGUUCGGGGAAAUGUGAAAAAUUUGAAAAUUGAAAAACGGUCUGGUCAAUAAGAGGUUCAUGCAACUUGUUUUGUUUUCUUUUUCUAUUUCUUAAGAGAUGUCUAAGUAGCGAGUUAAUGUUUGCAGAAAUAGUGAAAAAAUACUUGCCAGUCUCAAGUAUAAAUUUGAUGAAAUGCACUUGUGAAAGUAAGUGUCCUUGAAUGGCAGUUAGGAAAUGUGGUCAACCUUAGACUAACGCAGCGGUGGUAAGUGAAAGAAAAUUACCUUCGCUGCCCUUCAACAUUUCAGUGAUUUGGCCAACUCAUGAUGCCUUGAACAUGCGCAUGUAUGCUCUGGAAUCUAAACUAAAACAUUUUAAAAUAAUUAUAGAACAACUAAUAGCUGUUUUAGUUAGCUACUAGGCUGUACUAAAAUUGUGGAAGGGAAAGUCCCUUUUUAAAUACUGUGCGCAAAAGGUGAUUAAUUGCAAAAUGUAUGUAUUAUUAUAAAUAAUUGGAGACUUAUUUAACUAUUUUAACUUGUAUUUUGCAAUUCAGUUUCAAAAUUACUUUUCAAUUAACCCCCUAAUUUUCUACCCUUGCAUUUCUAAAUGUAACACUAAAUUUAAAAUGUAUUUACAGGGUGGGGAAAGAUUGAAGUUAUUUUAACCCCUUCAGGACGGAGUCAAUAGUGCACGUUCUGAUCAAAACAAAACGUAAACAAAAACUGGAAUUUGCGCUAUAUGUCUGUCCAACCGUAAUUCACCGCUGUCACAUUAAGUACCCCCUCACUUAUUAUAUAUCAUUUCGUUCAGGAGAAACAGGUCUUUAAUUUAUCAUUAACUAUUCAUAUAUGGAACAUAAUUUAUUAUGAAUAAAAUUUAAAAAAAAUUGAGAAAAUAAGAUUUUGUUUUAAAUUUGUAUUUCUGUCUGACAUUUUAGCUGUGAAUGUCAUAAUACUGUUAGGUUUUACUGCAAAAAAAUGCACAUAUUUGUAAUCAGUGAUGUCUCACAAGUACAACAGUACCCCCCAUUAACAGGUUUUAUGGUGUUUUGGAAAGUUACAGGGUCAAAUAUAGAAUGUUCCAUUUUCAAAUUGAAAUUUGCCUGAUUAGUAAUGUUACCUUUGAGAAGGUGUGGUAGCCCAGGAAUGAGAAUUACCCCCAUAAUGGCAUACCAUUUGAAAAAGUAGACAACCCAAGGUAUUGAAAGUGGGGUAUGUUUAGUCUUUUUUAGUAGCCACUGGCUAAACACUGGCCAAAGUUAGAGUUCAUAUUUGUUUUUGUGUGAAAAAAGCAAAAAACUAAUAUUUGGCCAGUGUUUGUGACUAAGUGGCUACUAAGAAAGACUGGACAUUCCCCACUUGUAAUACCUUGGGUUGUCUACUUUUGCAAAUGGUAUGCCAUCAUGGGGGUGAUUCUCAUUCCUGGGCUACCAUACGCUCUCAAAGGCAACAUAACCAAUCUGGCAAAUUUCAAUGUCAAAAAAACGAAAUGUAAGCCUUAUAUGUGACUCUCUAACUUUCCAAAACACCAUAAAACCUGUACAUGGGGGGUACUGUUAUUCUCGGGAGACUUCACUAAACAGAAAUAUUAGUGUUUUAAAACAGUAAAACAUAAUACAACAAUAAUAUAGUCCAUAAAUUGCCGUUCGUUUGUAAAAAAAAAUGCAAAAAACUUAACUUUUACUUAAAAUAUCAUCGUUGUAAUACAAUUUAUCAGAUUUAAACAUUAAUAUUUGAGUUCAGCAAAGUCUCCCGAGUAAAACAGUGCCCCCUAUGUACAGGUUUUAUGGUGUCUUGGAGAGUUACAGGGUCAAAUAUAGUGCUUGCAAAUUAAAUUCUCUGCACUUUUUCGCUGUGUUGUCAGGCAUGUCAAUCAAAUUUUAAUUAAUCAAAUCACAUACUUAUGUUAAAAGAUUACUUAAAUAUACACGUAGAAUUUAAAUAUAUAUGCAUUUAUAGGUAUUUAAAUUCUACGUGUAUACUAAUGUAUUCUUUUAUGUAAUAUAUGUAUUUAUCUCUAUAUAUAUAUUUGCGGUUAUUUGUAUUUUACAUAUAGAAAGAUAUAUAUAUAUAUAGAAUGUCAUUCUAAGUGUAUUUUGUUACCAAUAUAUAUAUAUAUUAAUAACAAAAUACAGUUAGAAUGAAAUUGCAUAUGAAUAUAUAAUUUAUAUUAAAUUUUGUUUCAAUAUUUUAUUUAUUAUUGUAAUUAUACGUAUAUAUAAUAUAUGUGUAUAUAUCUAUUGUAACGGCACCCCGGGCAUAAAAGGGGUUAACAGCCGUUUAGAAGAUCUUCCCCUUCCAGGGACACAGGCACAGCUACUAUAGACACCAAUCCACCGAACCAGAGAAGCAUAUGAAUGCUGUAAACAGCCGAACCGGAACCAUUUGAAUGCUGUAAACAGCCGAAUAGGAAAAAGCAUACGAAAGGUUUACACUCCUAGCAGUCGAACGGGAACAGCAUACAAUAAAUCCCCCCCAAGAACAAGAUAAAGCUCCGUGUUGAGGGUCAAGCAAUGAAACGGAGCUGUGGGUUUAUUGUUCUUAUAUACACAUUAGUACCACCCACAGGGGUUUGGAAAACAACCAAUAAACACGUACAAUACACUCAGACACUCCCACACAAAAUCCUCCCCUCUGCCUGUGAUACAAUUAUCUUACACAAUGGGUAAUGUAAUUAUCACAGCCAGAGAAAUACAGUUUUUCCACAUUAUUCAUAACUUGAAAAGUAUGCAUCACAUUCACAUAACACAUUUUCAGAAUCAGCAUACUCCAAAUACAAACAUAUGUCAAAAUCAUCCAAAUUGGUCCAUUGGUUCAAAAGAUAGAUCAAAGUCCUUUGUGACCAAAUGAAGCAUGGCUUUUCUGCCCAAAACCAGUUCCACAGAGUCUUCUAUCCUGGAGAUAAUUGGGAAGUAAUCCAAUUAUCUCCAAGGACAGAGGCAAAACUCCAUUGAACACAUGGCAGCAAAAGACAAUAAAACACAUAAAAACAUAUAACUGUGCAGCCAUUGCACAAAACAGGUACAUUCAACAUAUCCCCAGAUAGCUCAGAUCUGAGCGCACAUUAUUACUGAAUGGCGCUCAGAGCACACACAUACAGUUCAAUUACCAUGGAGCCAAAGUCUUUCCCAUAGUCUUUCAUUAUACGAAUGGGCUCCAUGGCAUAGCUAUCUGGGGUAUCACCGCUCAAACAGGGCAAGCACCGAAUUACCCGGCUUUCGUGUCUUCGCAGAGGAAAAUUAAGCGUUUCAACAUGGGGCCAUAGUCUAAAGGCAGCAGGCGGGCAACCAGGCUCCUCCAAUGCACAGUGGCGAGAUUGGUCUCGUCACAUCUAUUAUAUAUAUAAUAUAUAUACAUAUAAUAUAUAUAUGUAACGUCAUUCUAAGUGUAUUUUAAUAUUAAUAUAUAUACUAAUAUUAGUAUUAAAAUACACUAUGUAUGACGUUAUAUAUAUCUAUAUUAUAUACAUAAUAUAUAUAUAUAUAUAUACACACACACACACUUAAUUAAUUUUACACGUUUAUUUUUUUUUUUUACAUUUCCCACCAGCAGGGGGACUGUCUGAUAUUUCAGACAGCCCCCCUGCUGGCAGAUCCAUAGCCAGCUAUAGGGGGCCAUGUGAUCGCUCUUUGAGAGUGAUCACAUGGCCCCCGGGGGCCUCAUUCACCGGGGGAGGGCUGCCUGGGCUGUGAGGCAGCCCUCCAGAAGAGGAUCGCGGCGGAGAUAAGUACGCCGGACCUCCCCUGGGCUUAAGCGGUUACGGCGUUCUAUGCCGCCGCAACGGCUUUAAAGCCCUUUAAAGCCGUGACGGCAUAGAACGCCGUAACGGCGUUAAGGGGUUAAAAUAAUCAUGCAUUUCCAACGACAAAUGAAAUAUAAAUCAUUAAAGGAACACUUCAAACACAAUAAUUACUAUGGUGACAUAAGUGAAUUGGUGCACUCCUGUAGUAAGUAGUCAGACUGUUUAAGACUUAUUUGACAAGUUUCCUGGCUCCCAUCGAGCACCUGACACCACUUCUACUGCUGCUGGAAGCUUCUGCCUGUGACCUAAGCUCAACAAUGCAAGGCCACACUGAUUGGCUGACAGCACUGAGCUGAUGCAAUUUAGCUAAUGAGGGUCACACUCAUUGGCUGACAGCAUCAAGCGGAUGAAUUCAACACUCAGCUAACGAGCAUGGCUGUGCAGAACAGAGCUUAGCUCAAAGGAGCUAAGAGCACCUGGCAGGCUGCGAUGGGCACCCAUUAAGGCCUAAGUUGUCAAACUGCUCUUAUACUGAUUGAACACAUACUCUGGUAGGGCACCAUAACCAGUACAGCAGGCCAUAGUGGUAAUGAUGGUUGAAGUUUUCCUUUAAAGGGAGGUCAUUUAAAUGUGUAUUUGUAGUAUUUUUCAAACAGAAUUAAAGUAGAUAGAGUCAACAGGGUGGUAAGAUGCGUAGAAAAUAUGAGAAUAAAAAACACAAAGGGGGUAAGAAACAGAAAAGCGGAAUAGGAAUAAGGGGAUGAGGUACACAAAAGGGUCAUAAGAGGGGCAAAGGGGGGAAAGGAGACACAAAAGAGUAAUAGGGGUAAGAGAUCCAAAUGGGUAGGAGGGUAAAGAGAUAAACACGGGUGGAGAGAUGUGUACUAAGUCACACAAAAAUUUACAGUUUGGAGGUGGUACCAAAACACAGAGUGUCAGCUGAAAUUGACAUUGACAAAGCUGAAUUUUAAAAUUUCACAUCAUUGCAGCCAAUGAAGAGGCGGUCUCUGGGUGUGCCAGGGAGAGGCCUGGAUAUUUGUAAAAAUCACUCCCCUAUGGUUUGACAGUGAUGCGCCAAAUUAUUGCCUACAUAUCCAUUGCAUUGAGAUGCAGUGAUUAGGCUGUUUAGAAAGUCCCGUUAAAUGUGAAUUAUUUCAGUAGAUUAAAAUUGUUAAUAUUUUUAUAUAAAUCAUUCUUGCAGAAUGUUGAAAAUGUUAGUUGAUUUUAUAUAAUUAUUAACUGCUUUAGAAUACUCAAAAUGUUAAUGUUUUUUAAAUAAUAAAUUAUAUACUAUGUUGCACUAACACAGAAUUUCAUUUAUAUUUUAUUUUAGACAGUAAUAAUUUAUCAAGCCUCCUCGGUGAUAAACGCUGGAAAUAACAUGACUGCUGAUCCUACUACCUUAACUACAGAUGAAUAA
Molecule: messenger RNA, 33449 nt
Organism: Pelobates cultripes (western spadefoot toad)
Lineage: Eukaryota; Metazoa; Chordata; Amphibia; Anura; Pelobatidae
Source: the annotation of a GenBank genome assembly